Messenger RNA from Hyla sarda, 1110 nucleotides. RefSeq lists its product as uncharacterized. The transcript is spliced from 4 exons. Bases 133 to 1110 code for a protein of 325 amino acids. The record is from RefSeq and is a predicted model, not a curated record. Lineage: Eukaryota; Metazoa; Chordata; Amphibia; Anura; Hylidae.
GCAACCGGUCUUGGGGGCACCAAACGUGGUUAAACAAUCAUACCAGGGGCUGGUACGCUGCGGCGAAAGACACCGAUCACAGACGAGAAGAAAAUAAUCAGUGCGGGAGUGAGAGAGGCCGCUGCUAUAACAAUGAGAUUCGAUGUCCUGCUAAGGAGGGUCCAGCGGCAGAAACGUCAGGAAGAGGCGCGACAGCGACGGUGUUUCUGUAUCCAUCCUAUCACAUCAAUCCGGUCGACCCCUGGGGUGUACGCCACGCUCUUUGAAGAACUGCGCCAUCAUCCAGAUACACUCUGCAGUUAUUUCCGCCUUUUGUUGGCCGGCUUCAAUGAGCUUCUCCAGCGUGUCGUCGCGGAUUCAUCGCCAGGAUACUAUAUGUCGCCGAAGUGUUUCUCCAGAGGAGCGGCUGAUAGUCACCCUAAGGUUCUUGGCCACUGGAGAAAGCUUCGCUUCCCUACACUCCCAGUUCCCUUGGGGAAGUCCACCAUUUCGUACAUAGUGCGGGAUACCUGCAAAGCUUUAUGGGGCUACCUCCAGGAGGACUAUCUCCCACAGCCUUCACCUAGAGACUGGAUUUGUGUUGCAGACAGCUUCUGGGAGCGCGCUCAGUCUCCAAACUGCCUUGAAGCUGUGGACGGAAAGCACAUCCGCAUCCAAAAGUCACGUAACACCGACUAUACAACUAUAAAAAAAUUAUUAUCAAUCAUCCGGACGGCCAUGGCGGACGCCAACUACAAGUUUGUUGCAGUGGACUUUGGCUCCUAUGGCCGCACAAACGACUCCAGGGGCUUCAAGAACUCUGCAAUAGGGAGGAGUCUGUAUGUCGGGGACUUUGGACUUCCUGAAGCAAGGUCCUUUCCUGAACAGACGGACCUGUGCCGGCUGCUGCUGGGGUGGCGGCGGCUGCUACCGGGGACUGGGCACCCACUUGUCCUAAUACAUCAGAGAUCAGCGUUAUUUGCCUCGUCUGGUUUUCCCAUUAUGGCUGACGAUGAACAUGGCGGUAAUACAUUUCUAAUUAUUGGGCCUGAUCUGAAAGGACCUCAGAUUGAAGAGACUCUUUACAAUCUCCGAGCAGAGAUAAGAGGGUCAGAAGGAUCAAAGGGAUAG